AUGUCCGAAGUUGAGUUUCAAACUCGCUUUGAUGUGGCGGAAGCAAAGUAUGGUCUAGCCAAGGAGCCGGUCAAGGCAUUGCUCAGUAUAUCUCGCCACAAAGAAAAGGUGUGCCGUGCCUUCACAGGAAGCGUCUUCACAUGCAGCAGCCUGGCCACGCAGCGCGGGCUCAAGAAAAAAGAGCUGCGUCGCUUCAACCUUCUCCAGUUGGCCGAGCACUUAUGGGGCAUAUUUCAACAACAAGAAAUCAAGGCAUGCGACGAAUUGGUCACCCUUUUGGUGGCGAAGCGGCGCUGGUCGAACUACGUCGACGGCCUAUGGCGAGCGAAUGUGCUGAAGGCAGAGACGUCGCCUCAUGUCACCAAGGUUGCCGGGAUUUGGUAUGUGUCGGGAAGGAGGACAUCCGGGCUGUGA
Messenger RNA from Aphanomyces astaci, 414 nucleotides. RefSeq lists its product as hypothetical. The coding region runs from base 1 to 414 and encodes 137 amino acids. The transcript has 4 exons. The record is from RefSeq and is a predicted model, not a curated record. NCBI's taxonomy places the organism in Eukaryota, Oomycota, Saprolegniomycetes, Saprolegniales, Verrucalvaceae.